CCUACAAAAUGUAGGUUUCAUUUCAAUUAUUAAAUUUGAACAGGCCACCUUCGUUUCAUUAAGAAUUUUUCUUGAUUUUAUUUUCUCCCUUUUCGAAAAUUUAAUAAAUUUAUUAUAAAUUAUAUUUUAAUUCCUUUCUCUUUUAAGUGUUGUUAUUUGUAACAUUUUCGAAACGAGCCGAAGUGCUAUUUUGAAUUUCAAAAGUAUUAAGUCAAAAAAACAAUGCGCGAAAUUGUCCACAUACAAGCAGGCCAAUGUGGUAAUCAGAUUGGUGCGAAAUUUUGGGAAGUUAUCUCCGACGAGCAUAGUAUUGACGCGAAUGGAUCAUUUUAUGGCAACGAUGAUUCGCAAUUGGAAAGGAUUGAUGUAUUCUAUAAUCAUGCGAAUAGCGGGAAGUAUGUACCCCGUGCAGUCCUAGUAGAUUUGGAGCCGGGAACGAUGGACUCAGUAAGAGCCAGUCAGUUUGGGCAGAUGUUUAAACCAGAUAGUUUUAUAUUUGGCCAAUCGGGAGCAGGAAACAAUUGGGCCAAAGGACAUUACACGGAUGGGGCGGAACUUAUGGAAUCAGUCCUAGAUGUCGUAAGACGCGAAACGGAGGCAUGUGAUUGUCUCCAGGGAUUUCAAAUAACUCACUCACUUGGUGGUGGUACGGGGUCUGGUAUGGGAACCCUCUUGUCUGCAAAACUCCGGGAGGAUUACCCAGAUAGGAUUAUUUGCACUUAUUCAAUUGUACCAUCGCCGAAGGUUUCUGAUACGGUCGUGGAACCAUACAAUGCGACCCUAAGCGUCCAGCAACUUAUAGAACACACGGACGCUAACUACUGCAUAGACAACGAAGCUCUAUAUGAUAUUUGUUUCCGGACUUUGAAAUUGACGACGCCUACUUACAGUGAUCUGAACCACUUGGUAUCAGCCACGAUGUCUGGCCUAACGACUUGUCUAAGGUUCCCAGGACAGUUGAAUGCGGACCUCAGGAAGCUGGCAGUUAAUAUGGUCCCGUUCCCAAGGAUACAUUUCUUCAUGCCCGGAUUCGCCCCAUUAACAGCACGAGGGUCACAACCCUAUCAGACAACUGCCGUACCAGAGCUUGUACAUCAGAUUUUUGAUGCAAAAAAUAUGAUGGCAGCAUGCGAUCCUCGCCAUGGAAAAUAUCUCACCGUGGCGGCAGUAUUCCGUGGAAGAAUGUCUGUCAAGGAAAUCGAUGAACAAAUGUUGAACAUACAAAAUAAGAACAGCAGCUACUUUGUCGAAUGGAUUCCUAGCAAUUGCAAGACCGCGGUCUGUGACAUACCCCCACGUGGUCUAGACAUGGCUGCCACUUUUAUUGGGAAUACAACUGCAAUUCAAGAACUUUUCAAAAGGAUCUCUGAGCAGUUCACGGCAAUGUUUCGGCGAAAAGCAUUUCUACAUUGGUAUACAGCCGAAGGUAUGGAGGAAGUUGAAUUUGUUGAUGCAGAGAGCAACAUAAAUGAUUUAGUUAGCGAAUACCAAGCCUACCAAGAAGGCGUUGCUGAUGAAAUUGGCGACUAUGAUGAAGCGGAAAAUGAUGAAUAUGAGGAUGAUAUCGAAGGUGGCGAGAAAAUUUGAACAUAAAAAAAAGGAUUUAAGAUGAAUUUUAUUUUUUAAAUUGUGAAUUUGGUGUAGAAUGAAGAAGCGAAAGAAAUUAGACGUAAUGUCUACUUAGAAAUGAAUAUUCGAGUGCUACACAAAAGUGAAGUUUAAUUUCAUUCGGUCAGAUCUGAAAUAAAGUAACUUCACUACUGCAUCAU
Messenger RNA from Hermetia illucens (black soldier fly), 1769 nucleotides. Its product is annotated as tubulin beta chain-like. Gene Ontology annotation, biological process: mitotic cell cycle; microtubule cytoskeleton organization. Gene Ontology annotation, cellular component: microtubule; cytoplasm. The transcript has a single exon. Bases 223 to 1587 code for a protein of 454 amino acids. Lineage: Eukaryota; Metazoa; Arthropoda; Insecta; Diptera; Stratiomyidae. Gene Ontology annotation, molecular function: structural constituent of cytoskeleton; GTPase activity; GTP binding. The record is from RefSeq and is a predicted model, not a curated record.